GACACUGGUGGAGAAUGAAAACUGAAGGUGGCAGUAGUGCGACAUCGUGAAUGCCUCAAAGAGGAAGAAGAAGAAGUUCACCGAGCGGAUGCUUUUCACCGGAGAUCGCGUUUCCUUCCGGAACACAACUUGGUUGCACCACCGGUAUUAAAGUUAGUUCUUUGGCUGUCAUUGCUGAAUUCCUGUCCAGGAGACAUAAUGGACGAAGAACCAGAGAGAGCCAAGCGCUGGGAAGGAGGCUAUGAGAGGACAUGGGAGGUGCUGAAGGAGGAUGAAUCUGGCUCACUCAAAGCCACAGUGGAAGAGAUCCUGUUCCAGUCCAAGAGGAAAAGGGUGAUAGCGAGCCAUGAACAAGUGAGGCUGGGAAUGAUGCGUCACCUCUUUGUGGUGAUUGACUGUUCAAGAAGUAUGGAAGACCAGGACUUGAAACCGAACCGCCUCACCUCUACUCUAAAGCUGAUGGAAGCUUUUGUCGAUGAGUAUUUUGACCAGAACCCCAUCAGUCAGGUGGGCAUUAUCACCACAAAGAAUAAAAGGGCUGAGAAGUUGACUGACCUGUCAGGAAAUCCAAAGAAACACAUCUCUGCUCUGAAGAAGGCAGUGGACACCGUGUGUGUAGGAGAACCGUCUCUGUACAACUCUCUCAACCUGGCCAUACAGUCGCUCAAGCACAUGCCUGGACAUACGAGCCGGGAGAUCCUGAUCAUCCUCAGUAGCCUCACCACAUGUGACCCAGCCAACAUCUAUGAGCUGAUAAAGACCCUGAUGUCUCUGAAGGUGCGGGUGUCAGUAAUCGGCCUAUCAGCAGAGGUACGGGUGUGUACGGUGCUGACGAGGGACACGGGCGGCUUGUACCACGUUAUCCUGGACGAGAGUCACUUCAAAGAGCUUCUGAUGAUGCACGUCAAACCUCCUCCAGCCAGCUCCUCGUCUGAAUGUUCUUUAAUACGCAUGGGUUUUCCUCAGCACACUGUCGCUGCUCUGACUGACCAGGAUGCCAAGCCUUCCUUCAGCAUGUCGCAUCUGGACAGCAGCAGUGGUCCAGGUCUGUCUCUCGGAGGCUACUUCUGUCCACAGUGCCACGCCAAGUACACAGAGCUUCCUGUAGAGUGUAAAGUCUGUGGUUUGACUCUGGUGUCGGCCCCCCAUCUCGCCAGAUCCUUCCACCACCUCUUCCCCCUCCAAGCCUUUACAGAGAGUCCUGUGGAGGAGCUUCAGGGAGACAGGUUCUGUCAAGCUUGUCAAGGGGAGCUAAAGGAUAAAAGUAUAUUCACCUGUACAACAUGUCACAGUGUCUUCUGUGUGGAGUGUGAUCUCUUCAUCCAUGAAUCGCUCCACUGCUGCCCCUGCUGUAUUCACAGACAGACCGCCCCCUGAAGCUGAGAGGCUAACUGUCAGACAGAGACUGAAACAGACUUAGUGGUCAUGGACAUAGUAUGUACUGUCACUACAUGUCACUUGUGUAGUGGUCAUAAUGUAUGGGGUUUACCCAUACGUUAAGCCUGCACAGGCUCAUCAGUGUUGAAGAUUGGCACGAAAUAUUUUGAAGGCGGCUGCAUCUACAUUUCCACUAAAGACGGUGCAGGGUCGGGCUAAAGCUCCUGUGUGCUCUGAGAGCUGCAUCUGAGCCACUUUAUGGCAGAAAUGUGUUUUCUACAUAGUGUAUGCACAGUUUUGUACUACAGUUCUGAUUGUGACAUGCCAGUUACAAUAAAACAGAUUUUUUUGUA
This is a messenger RNA of Toxotes jaculatrix (banded archerfish), 1730 nucleotides long. RefSeq names its product general transcription factor IIH, polypeptide 2 (gene gtf2h2). The record is from RefSeq and is a predicted model, not a curated record. The transcript has 15 exons. Bases 199 to 1377 code for a protein of 392 amino acids. NCBI's taxonomy places the organism in Eukaryota, Metazoa, Chordata, Actinopteri, Toxotidae. Gene Ontology annotation, biological process: DNA-templated transcription; nucleotide-excision repair; regulation of transcription by RNA polymerase II. Gene Ontology annotation, molecular function: zinc ion binding. Gene Ontology annotation, cellular component: transcription factor TFIIH holo complex; transcription factor TFIIH core complex.